Gongylonema pulchrum is the source of this 384-nucleotide messenger RNA. Lineage: Eukaryota; Metazoa; Nematoda; Chromadorea; Rhabditida; Gongylonematidae. The record is from the annotation of a GenBank genome assembly.
UGUGGCGAAAUUCGGUGCCGUGAGAACAUUGUAUAUAUUGGUGUAGGUAUAAUAAUUCGUGAAGAACAUGGCGAACUAGAGAUAUUACUAGCUCAGGAAGCAAAGCGACGCUGCUUUGGGAAGUGGUACGUCCCAGCUGGCCGCAUAGAACCCGGUGAAACACUACUGGAAGGUGUUUCCCGAGAAGUGUUGGAAGAAACGGGUUACCGCUGUGAGCCAGAAGAACUGUUGAGUGUAGAAGUGCAAGGAUCCGGUUGGUAUCGACUUUCGUUUUACUGCAAUGUCACUGGUGGUCGGCGAAAAGUGAACGCCGACAGUGAAUCGCUGUGCUCGAAUUGGUUUCCAGUUCACGAAGUGAUGGCAAAAAGAAUGGAGUUGAGGUAG